Molecule: messenger RNA, 7471 nt
Organism: Nezara viridula (southern green stink bug)
Lineage: Eukaryota; Metazoa; Arthropoda; Insecta; Hemiptera; Pentatomidae
Source: the annotation of a GenBank genome assembly
CACAACCCUUCAGUCGCCGCCAAACCGUCGUACGAUACGUUCUCUGGAGAAAUGUGCCUGUAGCUGUCUCCUACAUAUUAGGACUGACCAGUUAUUGUGCCAUACAGGAGGAUGAAUUGGUCCUCUGCGGCCAUAUUCCUCGCCCUCCUCUUCACAACUGCAUGUUCUCAACGAGGGGGUCGUCGCUAUCUUCCAGACCAACCGCUUGAGGAAAGUUUAGCGGUAGAUAAUCACAGAUUUCAAACAAGAUCUAGGGGAGAUGUGGAAGAUGCAAGAAGAGGAGAUGGUAGAAGGGCAAGAAUCCAAGAAACAACUGAAACCAACUCACGUUUAAUCAAAGGUAGAUCUCGAGUCAAUAUAGAGGAAACAAGACAGUUUCAUUCACGCUUUGGGAAAGAACAAGAAAGUAAGCCUGCAGAAAAUAGACAAUUUGCUUCUCGUCGUUCAUUAGAAACUGAACCUACCAGGCAAAGUUCACAUGAGAGAACUGGAAAUGAAAGAUUUAGGUCUCGUGAGUCUUCAACAAUCGAAGAUGCUUCCAAAGUUAAAAAUUCGAGGGGUAGAACGAGAGUGGAGAGUACAACAGUAGAAUAUAGGACUAGAGGCACAGAAACUAAAAGAUUUCCCAGUCGAGGUACUCAAGAAGGAGAAGUAAGCAGAAACAGUAAAGAUUUGGAUCAUUUUAAUGUUGGUGAAAGACCAGAAAGUAGGCGCAGAAGUCAAACUAUAAGAAAAAAUGUGAUAGAACCUCCUAAAAAUACGGAGCCUGUGACAGAAGGAUUUAUUUCUCGUCAGUCUUUGAGAGAAGAAAUCCAAAGGGGUGGAGUCAAAGAAACGACAGAAAAAAAUACACAAAAUCAUCAUAGUAUUCCUAUCACAGAGGGAAAAGUUCCGGAUCUUACUAGUGCAUCAAAUGAAAUUGAAAUUGAAAAAAGAACAAGACCACUGGAUCCUACAGUAACUGAAAAACUGCAUUCUAGGCAAGUUGGUCGAAAAGAAAUUAGGCGAAGUAGAGUUGAUCUGUCAACAGAAAAUACAAUUCAUUCUCAAAGAAGUGGAAGGAAGAAAACUGAAGAACUUCAAACAAGAGGAAAUGGUUCAGAAUCACGAAGACGAUCAAGACCAACAGAUGUAUCUGUAACAGAAAGGUUUCAUUCUCGACAAUUAAGUAGAGAUGAUUAUCCUCCUAAAAGAAGUAGACUAAACUCAUCAACAGAGAAAAUUAGAAGUGAUAAUGGUAAUGCUCAUGUAGCAAGAGGUAGAAAAGGUCAAAAAUUUACAAGUCGGGGAAGUGAAGCAGAGUUUGAAAAAAGGAGACAAAGUGAGAUUUCCUCAACUGAAAGAUUCCAUUCAAGAGAAUCAGAAAGAGAAAAAUUACAAAGUCGGAUUGAACCCUCAACAUCACCUAGCACUGAAACAGAAGUAAGUCCAGAACUUUCUAAUAAAGAAACUAAUACUGUAGAUGCUGAAAAUAAAAUACAAACAGAAAGUGUAGUGAGCGAGCCAACAGCUGAAGCAAAUAUAGAUGAUAUAAAACCCGUUACUAGUCAACCUGAUCCAUUGUCAACAGAGAAUACAGUUGAUUUUCCUAUUAAAUCAAAUGAUGUUGAAGAACCUAAUAGAACUUCUAGAAAAUUAGAAGUUGAUAUUCCUGAAAGAAUUAAUCAAAACCACCACAGAGGACAAAACCAUGAUUUCGAAACUUCUAGAAGAGGGAGAUUAGAAUCUACUCUUUCUAGAGACAGAAGCAGGUCACAAGAAUCUCCUGCCAGAGGCACUGAAGGUCGCAGACCAUCUCGGCGAUUCAGAACUCAAAGUCCAGAUUCAUCAAAAGAAACUUAUGAUGAAAGCAAGGGCAGAAGAACACAACAAAGAUUACCUUCAAGAACAAGAAAUGUAGAUACACCUAGUGAACGUGGGAGACAAAAGGUAGAUGGAGAAAAAAGAAAGAUAUCUCCAAGGCACAGAAGUGAGUCAGGAGUAGCUAGAUCAAGAAAUGUCGAAAGAAUUCCUCAAACAGCACAAGUAACAGAACCUGUCACAGAAAGCAGGGUAGAAAACAAAGUUUCGAUUGAAACUCAGAUUCAAAAUGAGCAAAAAAAUGAAGUAACAGCAGCAGAACCUGCUGAAACUCAAGUUACCUCAACACAGAGGGUACUUUCAAGAAAUAUCAGCCACAAACCAGGCAAUAGAGGAAGAGGCAAUGUUAAGGGGACAAAUGUCCAGACAGAAAAAGAGCAUUCUGGGGAAGUUAAAGAUGAGGACAACUACCCAGAAGUUUAUAAGCAACUGAAGAAAUCAGGAACUGAUCCUAAAGAUAUACUGGCAUUGUUGAAAGCAAGAAAGGCAGUGAGAGAAAAACUUGAAAAGACAAAUAGCAAAAUUUCCCAGCCUGAUACAUCCCUGAACCCUAGUCAACAACCUGUUUUUGGAUCUGAUGAAAUAAAAACACCGGUGCUUCGCGGAACAACUUUACGUAAUUCAAACCUCAGAUCAAGAGAUCAUAAGAGUGAAGAAAUAAAUCAAAAAAUUGAAUCAAAAAUAACUAAUGAUGAAACUAAAAAUUCAGUGAGUAGUACUGAAAAAAUUGAACGGUUUUCAAAUUUCCGAAGCAGUCGAUUUAAAACACCGAGAACAUACAAUCAGAAGAGUGAUGUUCCAACCACAGUAAAAACUACUCAUGAAUUGACCACUGAAGAAAAACUAUUGCAAGAUGAAGCUCCAAAAGAAAAGAAAUACAAUCCUUACAAUUAUCAAGAAAUAAGGUCUUUUAACAGAAAAAAAAUUUCUAAUCUUCCAGAACGAAGUAAAAAUUACAGAAAUACAGUGAAAAGUUUUAAAAAUAGUGAUGAACAAAAGCUAGAAGAAAAGAAUGUAAACGAGCUUCAUUUAACUGAAAAUCAAGAGCCAGCUGUAGACAAAAUAAAAAAAAGCUUUACUAGUCCAGAAAGCACCAGAUUUCGGAACAGAUUUAAAAAUAAUAUCAAUCCUAGCUUAAAGAGAGGAGGGAUAGUAAGUCAAAAUAAUGUUGAUGAAAUCAAUAAUGAAGAAACGCCUAGAACUGAAAGAACCAGAAGCUUUACUGGUCCCGGCAUUAGUAGGUCAAGAAGUCCAUCGAAGAGUAAUAGUCAUGAAACUAAAAAUAAUGAAGAUGAAGAUGGAUUAAAACAAAAUGAUGAACUUAAAGAUACUAAUGAGGAUGAAAAUUUUGAAAAAGAAAGGAAGUUGUCUAGUAGAGAGGAAAAGGAAUCAACUCCACAAAGUUCACUAGCUAAAGAAACAUCUGAAAAAGGUAGAAAGUUUGGAUUAACAGCUGCUGAUAACAAUAAAUUUAGAAAUAAAUUUUCCACUAGACCUCAAGAAAAGUCUGAUAGUGAAUCGAUCAAACCUCUGAGAAGAACAAGUUUCACAAAUCCAGGAAUAAGUAAAUUUAAAUCAAGAAAAGAAAAUGACAUUGAAACAUCCUCUCCUGAAUCAAACACCGAAAAAACUAAAACAAGAUCUAAUUAUAUUCCACGGAACAGAGAAGGGGAUAUUAGAAAGUUUAAGGCGAGAACAGAAAAGACCCUCGAAGAUGUAUCUAUUGAACCUUCGAUUAAUCGAAAUUACAACCUUUUUAAUCGUAAUGAACACUCUUUCCGAAGAAGAAGUUUUACUUCACCAGCUUCUGAAGGAACUGAAAUAUUGACAACUAUUCAAUACAAAAACUCUAUGGUUGCUGCCAGAACUCGCCCUCCUUUUGUUCCACAAAGGAAGAAGUUUGUAAAAACUAGUACACUUGACCCAAUGCCUAUAUCCAGGUUUAAAGCGAGAAAGGCCUCAUUAUCAAAGUUAUUCAAUGAAGAAGUAUUAAAGGAAGAAGAUGAUCUGAGACCAAACAUUGAUGACUUGAGUAUAGAUUCAUUGGUAUCUGAAUCCGAACACUCAUCAUUAACAACAGAGAUCUCAGCACGGAGGCGACCAAAGUAUACUGAAAGUCACAUUCAAAAAGUUCCUCCAAAAAGAAGAGGCAGUGAAUACUUUAAAUUGGCCUCUUUCUCAUCGACAACAAGCAAGACUGAAGUUUAUACAGUAUUAGCUGUUCCAUAUUAUGAUGAAAGUACCUCUGCCCCUGAAACAACAAUAUCAACAGAAUUUGUUUUGGAUCCAACUACACAUUCAACAACAUUGAGUGACAUAAUACCUUCAACUACGCCCAUCUCAACAACAGACUUUGCAAGUACACUUUAUAGCACUACUGAAGCAUCCAGUACAUCUUUUAGCACAACCGAAACACCCAGUACAACUACCAUUACUACAACAGAAACACCUCAAAGUAGUACUUCAAGUUCAUACACUUCAGAACUGACAACCAUUAAACCUACAACUACUGAACCUACAUCCAUUAAAACUACAACAGAUUAUAUAAUGACUAAAACUACUACUGAACCACUAACUACCAGUACAACUGAAUUAAUAACAACUAUACCUACUACCUCUACCAUAUUCCCUACUACAAUUACCACUACAAUCACAACUACAACAAAAAAACCUACUACGACCACUACAAAACGACCUACUACGACCACAACUACUACAAAACGACCUACUACCACAACGAUUACUACAAAACGACCUACUACCACUACAACUACUACAAAACGACCUACUACCACCACAACUACUACUAAACGACCCACUACCACCACUAAAACUACAAAGCGUCCCGCUACCACCACUACUACUACUACUACAAAACGACCGACGAAAUCAUCUACAAGUGGAUCUACCAAGCCAACUACUAGGAAGACUACUGUAGUUAGCACUACUAAGUCAACAACAAAGAAACCUUCUGUAACUAGCACUAAAGUGCCCAUUACUAAAAAAACAACUCCUAAACCCACUGUCAGAGCCACAAUACUUAACUCUACUGAAAAGCCUUCAUCAAUCCCAGUAACUACGCACAGCACUCCAAUAUCAUCAACUCAAAAAGAUUCUCAUCUCACAACAACUUUUAAAAUUGAUGAGUUGUUAUCUGCAACUCAUCCUAACUUCUUAUCAACUAUAGCGUAUCUCGCCAGAAACUUAACCGUGACCCCUACUUCGUAUGAAAAUGCCAACACAGCUAAUUUCAGAACACCUUCUAUUCCAACUGAAAAUACCACACCAAUGCAAAAUCAAUCAGCCAUGAAGAAUGACUAUUUUGUUUAUGGAUUAUUGCCAAAUAAUAAUGUAGUUCGGAAAGUCGUGAAAACAACAGCAUCUCCAAUGGAUGUACCAUUCUAUAUUUAUGGGCUAUAUCCAAACGGCACCAUUGUUAGGAGAUUCCCAAAUGGUACUAUAGUCCCUGACGAAACUGAAGAGGAAAAUGAAGUAAUUGGAAGGAUUGAGCCUGGCAGCGAAGAGUCCUUAGAAACUGUUGUUAAAAAGGACAACCCACUGUCCUACCUCUACCCUCCUGGUCAUGAAAAAACUACUACUAAGACAACCCGUGUUUCCAGUACAACAACUAUUAAACAAACUGAAUCACCUUCAGAAGUAAUACCAAUAGACCCAAGAAUAGCUCCAAUAUCAAGUAUUGAGAAACCAGUAAUAAGCAUACAAGACAUUGCUUCACACUCUGGCCCAACUACUGUUAAAUAUACAACAAAAUUGACAACCGCAAAACCCCAAACGAAGUCAACGACUACCAAAUCUACAACCAAAUUUACAACCACAAAACCUCCGACAAAAUCAACAACCACCAAGUCUACAACUAAAUUGACAACCAAAAAGCCUCCAACAAAAUCAACAACUACCAAAUCUACAACAAAAUUGACAACCACAAAGCCUCCAACAAAAUCAACAACUACCAAAUCUACAACAAAAUUGACGACGGUCAAACCUACAAUGAAACAAGCUAUAAAGCAAACAAGUGCCACAACUCAGAAGACAUCUGUCAAGCCAGCCACAAAAGCUCCAGUGACAAAGGCUGUCAAUAUUAAAUUAACAACAGCAAAACCUACUACGAAAACAACUACAAAGCCUUUGACCUCAAAACCAACUUCAAAGCCAACUUCUGCAAGACCUAUUUCUAAAACAACUACUUCAAAACCUACUCCUAAGACAACUUCCAAACCUACUGUAAGAGCUACUACAACUAAACCUACUCCAAAGACUACUGUAACAAAAUCAACACCAAAGUCUACAGCAAAUAAACCUACUACAAAAUCUCCUGUUACCACGAUCAAGCUAAGUUCCUCUCCUUCAACUAAAUCCACCAUGAGGACAACUCCUAAACCAAAAACUACAACAAAAAUUCCAGUUGCAACUAACAAUAAAUUAAUUACUUCAACAUCAAAACCUCCCCCUAAAGCUCUAACUACUAAACCAAAUAAAAAAUCUCAAGAAAAGAGUACAAUUAAAACAAUUACUACUCCAUUAUCAGAUGCCGAACUUCUUAACAAUUUGUUGAGUCAAGAUGUAAAAGAAAUAAUUCCUAAAGGGACAACUGAAAGUACUGUUGCAUUAGCGGAUAAGGUUAUACAAUUAGCUAUUGAAAGAGCACAGAAGUCCUCCACAGCAUCUCCAGUAUUGAGUCCAGAUGAUUUACAAUCACUAUCGACUACAUCGACUCCUGUUCAGAAACAGUCUUUAGGAGGAAAACUCAAUGGGAAAUCUAAUAAAUUAAGCGAUGAAACCAACACAAAUAAAACUGGAAAAAUUUCUGUAUGGGUAAUUCCACCAGAUGAAUCUACAACUAGCAAACCAAAUAUUGGUGUCUCUAAAUCCGAAGCAGAAUUGCUGAAUGCUCUGUUGUCAUCACCUAAUACUAUAGAAAAUUUAUCUCUCUCUGAUCAACUUCUACUUGCAGAUAUUAUUAGUUCGACGGCUGCUCCACAAACUACAAGAAAGAAAAAGAAAAAGUCAAGAACAACAACUACAACAACCACACCUCCACCUCCUGCAUUCCCUAUACUUCAAUACUUAUUUGGCCGAAAUAGGGGUGGAGGUGGUGGACUAUUUCAGCGAGGGCUUUUCCGAGGAGGAGGCCUCAGGAAUUUAGAAUCUGCAACCCCUUCACCACAGAAUGAUGGUGGAAUUUUCCAAAAUGAUGGACUUCCUCAGGGACAAGGGGAACUAGCAGCUGAAUCACAGGAAGACCCUCAGCAAGGAGAAGGAGGACCAGGACUAGUCAGUGCUGCUAUUAACGUAUCCCGAGCCGUUUCUCAAUUUAUGGGAUUUGUAAUUCAGGGUGCAGCCCAAUCAUUCCAAAACUAUCUGCAGACAAGAACAAGGGCAUUAGCCAAUGCUCUAGCCUAUCCUCCCGCAUCUUAGAAUAGUUUAUUGUUAUUAAUACUGUAUAUAUUGUUCAAAUGUACAUAUAUAAUUAGUAAUAAUGUAUUAUAUUCUGUUAAAUUGUAUAUUAAGUGAAUUAAUGAGAGUAUGAAAGUAUAUAUGAGAGCUUGGAUUUGUUAUGGAUGAUGCAAAUGAAAAUCAAAUCAACCGACUG